UUUAUGUAUAAAUGCAUGCAGUUUAAUCAUGGAGAAUUCAGUUCUCAGUCGACACUCGACACUCGACAGUCAUCGCUGACAAUGAUUACAAGCUACAUCGCCGGAUUGAUAAUUUGUUUGGCUUGGGCUACUGCUUCUGCAGUCGAAGUCACUACGAGUCUCGGUGCUAUACGCGGAAGUAUAUUAAAAUCACGUUUGGGAAAAGACUUUUAUUCUUUUCGGGGGAUUCGAUAUGCCAAUUCGCCAGUGAACGAAUUUCGAUUUAAACAAGCUCAACCUGUCAGCCCGUGGAAGCCAAAAGUAUUCGAUGCCACAGAAGAUGGACCAAUGUGUCCACAAAUACCAUUCAACUCGACGGAUUAUUCGGAAGAUUGUUUGCGUCUAAAUGUGUACUCAAGGAAUUUGGACGAAAAAGCGCUCAAACCAGUAAUUAUCUAUCUUCACCCGGGUGGCUUUUAUGCCGUUUCUGGGCAGAGCAAAUAUUUUUCCGGGCCACAACUGAUAAUGGAUCGUGAUGAUAUAGUUUUUGUUACAAUUAACUUUCGGUUAGGAACUCUGGGCUUUCUUGCUUUAGGGACUUCGGAUGCACCUGGUAAUGCUGGACUUAAGGAUCAAGUUCUGGCAUUUAAAUGGGUAAGAGAUCACAUACGCAAAUUCGGAGGUGAUCCAAAUUCCGUGACACUCGUCGGCUACAGUGCUGGGAGCUUUAGUAUAGGCUUGCAUAUGGCCUCACCAAUGUCUAAGGGAUUAUUCCAUAGAGGGAUAACAAUGAGUGCAUCGCCGGUUUCGCAGUACAGAUAUCCAAACGAACAAGUGGAUUUGGCCAAAAGACAAGCAGAAUUGGUUAAUUGUCCAACAAGUAAUAUUAAUGCUAUGGUGCAGUGUUUAAGAAAAACACCAGCUGAAGAAUUUGUUCGAACCCAUUACGAUAUGUUUGACUUUGGUUGGAGUCCAGUUUUGAAUUGGAUGCCAGUUAUUGAAAAGGAAUUCGGACAAGAUAGAUUUAUAAUUGAAGAACCACUAGAUUCUUUUCAGCACGGAAGAAUUCAGAGAAUCCCCUUGAUCGUCGGAAUGACCAAAGACGAAUUUGUUGGGAUUGGACACGAUGUUAUGAAGAAUGAGUCUAUGCUUCAGCAAAUGAACAAUGAGUGGGAUAGAUUAGCACCGAUAUGUUUCCUUUAUGAACGGAAUACCCCAAGAUCAAGAGAAAUUAGUGCUGUUUUGAAAAAGGAAUACUUGGACAAUAAGCCGCUUAAGAGUGGAGAAUCGUUCGAACCAUUGGGAAAGCUUUUUAGCGAUGGUCUCAUCGCGUUCGCGGUUCAUAGAUUUGCCCAUCUGGCAGCUCGAUACGUUCCAGUGCAUUAUUAUAAAUUUGCGUAUAAAGGUCGCUAUAGUCAUUUCAAUUAUCCUGCAGAUGAGCAAAAACCAUAUGGAACUGCUCACCAUGACGAUUUGAUUUACUUACUGCAUAUUCCAGUUUUGGCACCUUUAUUUAAAAAGACUGAUCCCGAAGAUACUACAAUCGAACGUUUAACUCGAAUGUGGACACAGUUUGCUAAAACUGGCGAUCCAAACAACCCAAAUGAUGAAUAUCUUAAAAAUCUGAAUUGGACACAGUUUAGUUUGAAAAAAGAAAAUUAUUUAGAGAUUGGAAACGAGCUGGUUAUGAAAGAAGGCCUCUUCUUAGAACGUUUUAGAAUUUGGAAAAAAUUAUUUCCUCUUAAGUGGGAUGAUAAACCAUGCAAGCGUGGUCGUAAUCAAAGCCCGGACUAUCCAGAGCCGAUAGAAUAAUAAAAAUGUAUAAAAGUAUCAAUUUAAAACAUUAAACAAAAAUGUACUCUUAAAUAAAGAUAAAUCUUAAUUCAA
Messenger RNA from Eupeodes corollae, 1866 nucleotides. Its product is annotated as carboxylic ester hydrolase-like. The transcript is spliced from 6 exons. Bases 4 to 1791 code for a protein of 595 amino acids. The record is from RefSeq and is a predicted model, not a curated record. Lineage: Eukaryota; Metazoa; Arthropoda; Insecta; Diptera; Syrphidae.